GGUUAAGCAGGAAGGAACUUGAGACUAGAUUCAUUUAAAUAUUCGUUACUCCCACCCCACCCCCUUCUACAGCCUCUUUGAUUCCUGGAGAGCAUUACACGUUAAGUCCCAUCCCAGGCCUCCAGUCACGGCAACCACACGACUCAUUUCCCCUGGAACUGAGGCUACUUACCUGGGCUCCCCACGGAGGGAGAUGAUGCAGGGAGGGGAAUCCCACCUGCUGUGAGUCACCUGCUAGUAUAAAGGGCGGGUCUUACAAUGCAGGGAGCUUAAAAAGAGACUCAGAGACAAGGGGAGAAAAUCUACAGAAAGCAGCUCAGAAACUUGGUGAACGACAGAGGGAACCAAACCAGAGACGCACAGAACAAAGAGAAUCAGGCUCAGAGCAAGGGGAAGUGGACAGAGAUUCCACAGGGACUGCAAGGCACAGAGCCAGCCAGAUCUGAGAAGCAGGCAACGAGAUGCUGGGGAGCAGAGCUGUGCUGCUGCUGCUGCUGCUGCCCUGGAUUGCUCGGGGCCGGGCUGCGGCUGAGGGCAGCAGCCCUGCUUGGGUUCGGGGCCAGCAGCUCUCACAGCAGCUCUGCAUGCUGGCCUGGAGUGCACAUCAACCAAUGGGACAUGUGGAUCUACCAAGAGAAGAAGAUGAUGAGACUACAAAUCAUGUCCCCCAUAUCCAGUGUGAGGAUGGCUGUGAUCCACAAGGACUCAGGGACAACAGUCAGUCCUGCUUGCAAAGGAUCCACCAAGGCUUGGUUUUUUACGAGAAGCUGCUGGGCUCAGAUAUUUUCACAGGGGAGCCUUCUCUACUCCCCGAUGGCCCUGUGGGCCAGCUUCAUGCCUCCCUACUGGGCCUCAGGGAACUCUUGCAGCCCGAGGGUCACCACUGGGAGAUUGAGCAGACUCCAAGCCCCAGUCCCAGCCAGCCGUGGCAGCGCCUCCUUCUCCGCCUCAAGAUCCUUCGCAGCCUCCAGGCCUUUGUGGCUGUAGCUGCCAGGGUCUUUGCCCAUGGAGCAGCAACUCUGAGCCCCUAAGCCAGCAGCUUAAGGAUGGCACCCAGACCUCCACGGCUCAGCAAUGCUAAGAUGAAUUUAUCAGCCUAGACAGCUGUGAGCCAACAAGUUAAUCAGUCCAUUAAUUUUAACAGGACUUGCUCUGUUGAAAAAUUACCAAAACUGACUUAUGAUGCUGACCUAGAACAGGUUGAAUAUUUAUUACAUGGGAAGGGAAAUUUUGGGAUUAUUUAUCAUCGUGGCAGCAGUUUGGAGGGAGGAUUAUUUAUUAUAUUUAUACUGAAUU
Lagenorhynchus albirostris (white-beaked dolphin) is the source of this 1296-nucleotide messenger RNA. RefSeq names its product interleukin 23 subunit alpha (gene IL23A). Gene Ontology annotation, molecular function: cytokine activity. NCBI's taxonomy places the organism in Eukaryota, Metazoa, Chordata, Mammalia, Artiodactyla, Delphinidae. The transcript is spliced from 4 exons. The record is from RefSeq and is a predicted model, not a curated record. Gene Ontology annotation, biological process: positive regulation of T cell proliferation; positive regulation of T-helper 17 cell lineage commitment; immune response. The coding region runs from base 462 to 1031 and encodes 189 amino acids. Gene Ontology annotation, cellular component: extracellular region; interleukin-23 complex.